Molecule: messenger RNA, 2427 nt
Organism: Saxophila tyrrhenica
Lineage: Eukaryota; Fungi; Ascomycota; Dothideomycetes; Mycosphaerellales; Extremaceae
Exons: 3
Coding region: 1-2427 (808 amino acids)
Source: RefSeq, a predicted model, not a curated record
AUGGCGAAGAAAAAAGGCAGCGCGCAAGCCGCGCCGCCUACCCCGGACCCGGCGGGCUCGAGUCUAGUAAUAUGCAGGAACAAACACUGGCGCUACAUCUCCUCCUUCCACGGACCAUGGCUCCAACUACCCCCCGAGAUCCUGGACUCCCUCGCCCACCAGAACUACACCAUGCCUGCCCCGCGCCUCGUCGACCCGGCUGUCUUCUACGAUGUCGUCAAGAUUCGGAAGGCGGUGGAUGAGGCGGCGCAGGAUAGCGUGCGCGCUUCUACUGGCGUGAGCAAUACGGCCAUGACUGGGCGCAUGGAUUACUUUGGCGCUGGGGGUGGGCCGAGUAGCCAGCUGAGCAAGGAGAGGAUAUUCAAGAUUCGGCAGAAAGCGGUCAAGUUGCUGUCGAAGGCUUUUGCGCUGGAUGAAGUUGCGGCGAGCGUGGCGACGAUGCAGGCGACGAGUACGGUGGAGGAUGUUGGGGGGAUUGUGCUGAAGAGGGAGCAGGGGAGUACUGACGCAAAGUACGUCCAUUUCUUUCACGAAAAGAUACCAAGCCGGGCAAUGGAGCAGUACACCCCGCUGGACCCGUUGACCGAAAUUAUAUCUUCCUUGCCAAUGGAACAGCAGGCGCCUCCCUUACGGACGAGAGCAUUGGUGCAGAUCUUCAAGCAGCAGUGGGAAGGUGCUGCGGCGGACCUCACGCAUGCGCUGCGCAUCACCGACGAGCUCAAACGACUGCACAAGCCCAACCAGCAGGAGCUCGAACUUGCCAGCAGGAUGCGAGACGAGCAGGACGCUUGGAAUAAGGGCCAUCGCGAUUGGAGAUCAGUACCGCAACUCAAGGAAGAGGAUCAGCCCAAAAGUCUGGAGAUGCAGCUGUACUUCAACCGCGCCGGCGUCUACUUGACCAUGGCCUGUCAAAGCGUGCAUGCCGCCCUGGAUGGUUUACCAGAACACCUGGCUGCUGCAGAAAGUGGGGAACCUGUCGAUGCGACAGCGCAGCAGGCCCGGAUUGAAGCUCGCAAGAAAGUCAAGACGAACGCCAAGCGUGCGCUCAAGGACUACACCACAUUCCUCUCACACUUCGACUACACGCCUGGCUUGCCUUUCGAGAUCACGAACGAAAUAAUGCGUCGUGUCUAUGAUCUCGCGAACGGCAACAAGACCCAGACGCCUCUGCCCAAGAACCGCCUUGUUGAACUGGCCGACUCGGACGACGACGCUACUCCCGACGACCUCAACUCCUCCAAUGGUGCAGUCAUCAAGCACCAGAAGCCCAACAAGCCCGAUCCCUUCGAACGAAAUGAGGAUGGCUGGCCUCGCUUCCCCUCUCCCAAGAUCCAUCCCGCCAGCGCUCUCUUCGCUGAGAAGCCACCUGCCGACCUACCGCCUUUUCCUACCGCCGCAACAACCGAGGCGAUGCUGAAUAACGAUCCUCUGGCCGAGGCCUUCGGUUCUCGUGAAGCCGUUACCUAUCACCCUCUACUCACCGAUGCGCUGCACAGUCUCCUCCUCGCGCAUGCUUUGUUGCAGACCAGCCCAACAGAACUGCUCCGUCAUGCGCACAAUGCGGCUCGACUGGCCAGGAUCGCCGACGGCUACCCUAUCUUCCAAGCCGCACGCAGCCCGGCGCGCGCAGACUGGAUCGAAGUCUUGCGCCGCGCUAACAACUGGCUUGGCCUUUCAGUGCCAUGGCAGAAACUUUGCGCACCGGCGCCUUUGCCCGAGGCAGCAGGCGGAUGGGCGAAAGAGCCGACUACCAGCUCCGGUCAGGGAAACGCUCUGGCGAGGAAGAAGUACGCAGGUACGGAAGCCAACGGCGGAGCAGUCGCGAACGACAAGGCGAACGGAACCGAGACGCCAGAGCAGAAGCGUGAGCGCAUCAAGCAGGAGUCCAUCAUCGAUGCUCUCAGCGACGACCGCGUGGUAGACGAGGAGAGUUUCCAGAAAGCCGUCAGAGCGCGAGAAAAGCGCGCGAUGGAGGACGAAGAGGGCAUCUCCGGUCCGCUGAAGGACAAGGCCGCGAACGGGAACCACUUGCUCAACGGCAACGGCAAUGGCGAUGGCAAUGGCGAUGCCAGCUCUUCGGAGCCGAACGGCUCCUCCUCCCCCGCCCCAGCUGUCGCGGAGAAGGCGCAGGAGAAGAAGGCCCCGCAACAACCGCCGCAAAAUCAGAAGCCUACACCUAAGCGCUGGGCCCAGGACGAGCGGGCGAAGGAGUAUCCUAUCUCCACUGACCGUGCGGAAGCUGUGGCGAGAUGGAUCAAAGAGGCGCCGCUUUCCAUUGCCGCGGCUGGGGGUGGGAAGAAGAAGAGGCCGGCAAGGAGAAAGAAGGCUGCUGGGACUGGGGAGACUAAUGGGGUUGAUGGCGGGAGGGGUGCGGGGGGGUUGGGAAGGGAGGUUAGUGAGAUGAGUUUGGAGGAUGGGGUGGAUUGA